Saccostrea cuccullata (small rock oyster) is the source of this 1740-nucleotide messenger RNA. RefSeq names its product UBX domain-containing protein 8-like. Gene Ontology annotation, molecular function: ubiquitin binding. The transcript is spliced from 7 exons. NCBI's taxonomy places the organism in Eukaryota, Metazoa, Mollusca, Bivalvia, Ostreida, Ostreidae. Gene Ontology annotation, cellular component: endoplasmic reticulum. The record is from RefSeq and is a predicted model, not a curated record. The coding region runs from base 139 to 942 and encodes 267 amino acids.
CCCAAUUUCUUAUCUCCUCAACAUUGAAGAGCUACACAAACAAUCGAACGAUGACGACGUAAUUUUUGCAUCAAAUGGUGCAUACAAAAGCAACUACGUAGUAUUAUCAGUCUUGAGGACAUAAGCUUUAUUUGCCUAAUGGACUACUACGGUGUUGCUUUACUAGUAACCACCACAGCUUUUGCUGUCAUUUACUUUCUAGAUUCCUUUGAGCCCACCCUACUGUUACAGUUGGCUGUUAAAUCUUUAAUGGUCCUUGGUGUUGCUACAUUCAUUAUUCAAAAUGGAGCAUCAUUAUUGAGAAAAUGGAAGAGAAAAAGAGAAAAAUUACAGGACACCAUUGUUGAUCCAAGCAAACAUCAAAGUGAAGAACAAUAUUUCAAAGAGAAAAUUCAACAUGACCACCAUAAAAAGGCUGAAGGUUACAAGUCUAGAAUUCUGAUUCCAAGGGAAGAAAGAAAGAAGAAGCAAAAAGAGGAUGAAUUUCAGCGGUUCAUGGGCCCCGCUUGGGAAGGGGAGGGACAAGAGUUAGGGGGCUCUAAGCAGGAGGAGGAUGAGGAGGAAUCUCCUACUGAGGCUGCCAGACAUCGAGUCUUACCAGAAAACAUCAACCUAGCAGCAGCCGAAAGAGCCAGGGUGCAGGCCGAAAAACGGAACAGAAGGAAAAAGAUUAUUGAGCUACCAGAAGAGCCUGAUGAAAACAGCCCUGACUGUGUGUCUGUCUGUCUGAGGACUCCACUAGGUGCAAAGCAGCGGAGGUUUAAUAAAGAAAAUACAAUUCAGCAUGUCUUGGAUUAUAUGACCUCCCUUGGAUUCAGUCAGAAGCAUUACACUAUAUCUACCUCCUUUCCAAGAGAAUGUCUACAUGCACAAAGGGAGAAGACCCUGGCAGACAUGAAAUUUAUCAAGAAAGUCUUAUUGAAUGUUGAAGAAUUAGAAUAGUGCUUUUUGAAAUCUUGGUAAUAGUCUAUAUAUUCUUUUUCUAAUUUUUCAUAAUUUAUGAAUUUAAUUAUUGGCAUUACAUGCAGCAUUGUUGAUUGUUUAUAUGUUAUGUUUUAUUAGAUAUUUCGUGAUAAUUUAUAUUUUAUAUGUUUCUAUAGAUUUCAUAGCAUUCAACUCAUUUUUAAAAGGAAAUAAAAUAUUUUUUAUUUAUAUCUUUACUGGUGAAAAGUGAGUUUUGAUUUCUGAUGAAGAGAUCAUUUUAACUUUUUUCUCUCUCUCUAUUGAUUUUUAAAUUAAUACAUAUAUUUUUAAUAGAUACUGAUGUAAAUUUAAUUAUUGUAAUAAACAACCUCACAGCUAGUCUGAUAAAGAAAUUUUUACUGAUGACCUGCUUUUAUACAUAUUCAUGUUUUAUCUGUUCAAAGUUUACCAUUCAUUUCUAAUGCUGGUACAUGUAUAAUUAUAUCUGUAUCUUAUGCAUUUUUAAUAAUGACGGUUUUAUUUUUGUAAAACAUACCUCUAAAUGAAGUUGAAAUGAAGUUUGUCAUACAUCUCAAAGGUGAAACUAUUUCUGUAUUUUAAGUAUCUUGAUAAUGGUGAUUUUAUUUUUGUAAAACAUACCUCCAUGUUUGUUGAGAAAAUUCUAAGAAAUUUUGUAGAACCUGACUUUCUGAUGAAACUUUAACACUAAUGGUUUACACUUGUUUAUUGUCUUGACUUAUGUCUUGUUUUUUCAAACAAGAAAAACUUUGAAGAAUAUUAAAUUAAAAGGAUAAUAAACUGAAAUUCAAAAUACAA